Mugil cephalus (flathead mullet) is the source of this 2653-nucleotide messenger RNA. RefSeq names its product caspase 3, apoptosis-related cysteine peptidase a (gene casp3a). NCBI's taxonomy places the organism in Eukaryota, Metazoa, Chordata, Actinopteri, Mugiliformes, Mugilidae. Gene Ontology annotation, cellular component: cytoplasm. Bases 170 to 1021 code for a protein of 283 amino acids. The record is from RefSeq and is a predicted model, not a curated record. The transcript is spliced from 6 exons. Gene Ontology annotation, biological process: neuron differentiation; positive regulation of apoptotic process; erythrocyte differentiation.
GCGCAUGACGUCAGCGUUUUUGUUGCGUGGUUAGCAGCGGUAGCAGCAACAACGGCUAAUGAGAAUAGACGUCCUGCCUGCACCGAGCCUGUUGUUUGCCGCGGCAUCUUCUUGUUUCGCUGGGCGUGUGAUUUCAUAUCUGUCUGAUCGGCAUUUAGUCAACUGAAAGAUGUCGGCCCACGGACCCGGAGCUGGAGAGGACUGCACGGACGCAAGGCGAGAAGACGGGCAACAGUCAGCGGGGUCCUCCUCCACCUUUGCUCCAAUGGACGUAGAUGCAAAGCCCCACUCCAACAGCUUCAGGUACAGCCUGAAUUUCCCCAGCAUCGGCCAGUGUGUCAUCAUCAAUAACAAGAACUUUGACAGAUGCACAGGCAUGAAUCAGAGAAACGGCACAGACGUUGAUGCAGCCAACGCGAUGAAAGUGUUUACAAAUUUGGGAUAUAAAGUAAAGAUUUACAAUGACCAGUCAGUCGAGCAAAUGAAACAAGUUUUAACUGCUGUUUCUACGGCCGACCACAGCGGCUCAGCCUCGUUUGUGUGCGUCCUGUUGAGCCACGGAGACGAGGGUGUGUUCUUCGGUACGGAUGGCUCCGUGGAGCUGAAGUUCCUGACGUCGCUUUUUAGGGGCGAUCGCUGCAAGUCGUUGGCGGGAAAGCCCAAACUCUUCUUCAUCCAGGCUUGCAGAGGUACUGAUCUGGAUCCAGGGAUUGAAGCAGACAGUGGAGAUGACACCACCACCAAGAUCCCCGUGGAGGCCGACUUCCUCUACGCCUUCUCCACAGCUCCAGGCUACUACUCGUGGAGGAAUACUAUGACCGGGUCCUGGUUCAUGCAGGCGCUGUGCGACAUGCUCAGCAAACACGGAAAAGAGUUGGAGCUCAUGCACAUCAUGACACGAGUCAACCGCAAGGUGGCAGUAGAGUUUGAGUCCAUCUCCAAUUCACCAGGUUUUAAUGCAAGGAAACAAAUCCCCUGCAUUGUAUCUAUGCUGACCAAAGAGAUGUAUUUUACUCCUUGAUGCCAGCCUCUGUGUCAGAAAACUCCAGGAGGAGGAGGAGUGCGUGAAAUAUUAAGUUUCCAAAAAAAAAAAUCACUCACAUUUCACAAGCUUGGUGUUUUGAGGUUCAGUCAGUGUGUUGUUUUCUGAUAUCUAUGGCAGUCAUUGUUUAGCCCUGUAGCAUGUCUUUCUGCACAUUUAAUCCUAAAAAAAAAAGGUAAAUUUUUAAACUAUGUUAACAUAUUGUAAGAGCUUCAGUAAAGAUGAUAGACAUUUUGAUUCCACAUUUGAUUACACUGUAGGCUGCCAGUAGGUUCCCCUCCACUGUUUACACAAUCCACAUUUCAGGGAAAUAUGUUGGAGCCACCUUUUAUAGGAAGUUUCUAUCAUGUGUGUAAUGAUGAACCCAUAGAGGCUUUCUCUCCUCUAGCAACAAUGUUUUUAUUGUGACUAUAUCACUGAAUGUUCUAAGUCGUAGUGUCAUAAUAGUCUGGUAUGUUUGGAUCAUGUCUGUAUUUACAUUGUUAUUUCACUACUAGGGUGUCAUAGAGUUGUGAUGGCUGACUUUCACAACCAAACCAGAAUAUGCUGAAUUGGCACCUCAUGAGUUGUGUAAAGCAAAUUCAGUGGGUGAAUUUGUGUGUGUGUGUAGCAUCUUUUAACCUGUUCUAUAUUCAUUGGGUCGUGAAACUCAGGGUUUUUUUCCCCCUCCAGUCUCUUUUUAUAAUAUUUCCGAACAUGGAUUUCUUUGCAUUAACUGUAGACUGUAUAUUCUCAAAUUGGAGCAAAUGCUCUAACAAGAUUUUCCUGAUGUCUUAUUCAUACUUGAACUUUCUAUUUCAUUUUUAGCGGUGGUCCAGUGGAAAGAUUAAUUUCAUGGGAAAUAAAAAAAAAAAGUUUAGGAUUAGAUUGUUCCUCCAGCCAUACAGAUGAAAUUGAUGUAACAAUUGCUCAUAUGACAGAAAAUUAAUUGCAACCACCUCUGUUUCUUUUUUAAGAUGAUGGUACGAUCAUGAUAUUUGCUUUUUUUUGUUUUGUUGUGAAUUGGUCUGAAAAAGUAAAACAGAAAUCUGAAUGAGUCAAUUUUGGUUUGAGGGAAUAAUUAUGUGCCUUUUAUUUUUUUUUAAUAACUAACCAGUAAAAGUAAAACAUUAUUUUCAGACGUAUUAAUUGAAAAAGUUUGCAACAAAAGAUGCCUGUUAAUUAUGUGACUCAGAUAAGCACAAAUUGGCUUCAGGGAUUAAUUUAAGCAAUCCUGAAAUAGUCCAGUAGAUCAUAGAGGACCUGUCAUACUUUUGUACAUCAGUGGUACAAAUGUAUAACAUUUGUAAUUGGUCAAAUUGUAUAGACACAGAUGUCAGUGGACUGCUAUAGCACUAAGAGUGUCUUCUUCUACACAUUAUCACCAGCAUAGAAUGUGCACUGGUCCCGGUUGUGCUUCUUUGUGAAACUGAUAACCUUCAAUAUUUAAAGCAGACUAGCUCCAUCUGCUGUUGUGUUGAAAUAUUUCGUGCAUGGUUGACAAUCCAGUUUUCAAGUCAAUAUUAUGCAACAUUUUGCUAUGAGCAUCACUUUUUGUAAUCUCGCUCUGUUGUAAGCCUGAGAUUGCUGUACUUUUUCUGCUGGUGAAAACAAUAAAUAAAAUAAAGACCA